UACUUCUUGAAUUCCCCAUAUCACAAUGUCUUUUACUAAAAUCGGUAAUCGCAAGAGUCUAAACUACAUAUAAACGACGUCAUUUCAUAUUUGUCGAUUCGUUGCCAGAGAAGCUCGGGACAAAGCACACUAUCGCAAGAUCCAGAGCCGUUUCUAUCAGAUGUCUGAUCAUGUGGAGGCUCCUAAAGUUGGGGAGAACCAAAAAGGUUCAGGAGCCUCAUCUCCUGCCAAUGAAAUUCAGGCAACUUGGUACAGUACCCUACUCCAUCAAACAUCUAUCUAUGGUAUAGCUGCUGGAUAUUGCAUUUCAGCAUCUCUUCUUUCUAUCAUCAACAAGUGGGCUGUCAUGAAGUUCCCUUAUCCUGGAGCUCUUACUGCUCUACAGUAUUUUACUAGUGCUGCAGGUGUUUAUGUAUGUGGGUUGUUCAGAAUCUUGGAACAUGACCCACUUGACCGUCUAACCAUGUGGCGUUUCCUACCUGCAGCUAUCAUGUUCUACCUUUCACUCUUUACCAACAGUGAGCUUUUACUCCAUGCCAAUGUUGAUACUUUCAUUGUCUUCCGUUCUGUAGUCCCCAUAUUUGUUGCGGUUGGAGAAACCCUGUUUCUACACCAGCCAUGGCCAGCAUUGAAGACAUGGUUAUCACUUGCCACCAUUUUUGGUGGAAGUGUGCUUUAUGUUCUGACAGAUUACCAAUUUACGAUUAUAGCUUACAGUUGGGCUUUAGCUUAUUUAAUAAGCAUGACUGUAGAUUUUGUUUACAUUAAGCACGUUGUGAUGACUAUAGGUUUAAAUACCUGGGGUCUUGUGUUGUACAACAAUCUCGAGGCCCUUCUACUCUUUCCCUUGGAACUGCUUAUAAUGGGUGAACUGAAGAAGAUAAAGCAUGAAAUCUCUGAUGAGUCAGAUUGGCACACUUUUGAUGUUGUUUUGCCUGUUGGAUUAUCGUGCUUAUUUGGUUUAUCCAUCUCUUUCUUUGGGUUUUCUUGCCGGAAGGCAAUUUCAGCGACAGGAUUCACUGUUCUUGGUGUAGUGAACAAGCUUUUGACAGUAGUUAUCAAUCUCGUAAUUUGGGAUAAACAUUCAUCAUUCAUUGGAACCAUAGGGCUUCUCAUUUGCAUGCUAGGUGGUAUUUUGUAUCAACAGUCCACGAGCAAGCCCAAGUCUGUGCCAGAAGUAAAAGCAGGAGAGCCUGAAGAAGAACAACAGGAACUAUUACUAGAAAUGCAAAGCAAGAUAGAAAGCCACAGGGAUGAGAAACAAGUUACUGAAUCUGGCCAGGAAAAAUGAGAUUUCAAAGUCAAAUUUUGGUAGCCUGUGCUUGAACAGAAUUUUGGUGAUAAUUGCUUUGCUCGCGCAUCCUCUUCUACAAAUGUUUAUAGACCUAGAAAACCAGACAGUUACAUAUAGUCGCAGCAGCAAUGUUUUUGGAGUUAUAUUCUUGCGAAUCGAAAAAUUUAUUAAUGAAGCAGAGCCCAAUUGGGCAUUUUUCUUGUUAUCCAAUAUGAAUUUUUGCCUGUUAAAUUAUAGAAGGGGAAUUGGUCAAUGGCCAUUCUU
Messenger RNA from Jatropha curcas, 1558 nucleotides. RefSeq names its product golgi nucleotide sugar transporter 3 (gene GONST3). The record is from RefSeq and is a predicted model, not a curated record. NCBI's taxonomy places the organism in Eukaryota, Viridiplantae, Streptophyta, Magnoliopsida, Malpighiales, Euphorbiaceae.